This is a messenger RNA of Malurus melanocephalus (red-backed fairy wren), 1138 nucleotides long. RefSeq names its product GTP cyclohydrolase 1 (gene GCH1). Gene Ontology annotation, molecular function: GTP binding; GTP cyclohydrolase I activity; zinc ion binding. Lineage: Eukaryota; Metazoa; Chordata; Aves; Passeriformes; Maluridae. The transcript has 6 exons. Gene Ontology annotation, cellular component: cytoplasm. Gene Ontology annotation, biological process: tetrahydrobiopterin biosynthetic process; tetrahydrofolate biosynthetic process. The annotation marks the transcript as partial. The record is from RefSeq and is a predicted model, not a curated record.
ACCGGCACCGGCAGCGGGGACGGCUGGCGGGGAGAGCGGCCCCGCAGCGAGGAGGACAACGAGCUGAGCCUGCCCAGCCUGGCCGCCGCCUACACCUCCAUCCUGCGGGCGCUGGGAGAGGACCCGCAGCGGCAGGGGCUGCUCAAGACGCCCUGGAGGGCGGCCACCGCCAUGCAGUUCUUCACCAAGGGCUACCAGGAGACCAUCGCGGAUGUCCUGAACGACGCCAUCUUCGAUGAAGACCAUGAUGAGAUGGUAAUUGUGAAGGACAUAGACAUGUUCUCAUUGUGUGAGCAUCACCUCGUUCCAUUUGUUGGAAAGGUGCACAUCGGGUAUCUCCCCAACAAACAAGUGCUCGGCCUCAGCAAGCUGGCAAGGAUUGUGGAGAUAUACAGCAGAAGAUUACAAGUCCAGGAGCGCCUUACCAAACAAAUUGCAAUCGCCAUCACAGAAGCCUUACAGCCCGCCGGGGUCGGCGUCGUCGUGGAAGCCACGCACAUGUGCAUGGUCAUGCGUGGGGUACAGAAAAUGAACAGUAAAACUGUCACCAGCACAAUGUUGGGGGUGUUCCGGGAGGAUCCAAAGACCCGCGAAGAAUUCCUGACGCUCAUCAGGAGCUGAACUGUGUUGCCCUCUGGAUGCACUCUGGGCUGUUCUGUCCCGUGUCGCUGUCUGUCCUUGUUCCCACAUCCCGCCUCUAAACGAAAUCGUUGUGAAUUGUUGUUGUAGUCUUUGUGCAGUGAAAGCCUUCUGGUGGCAAGGCUGGGAUGGGGGAGGCUCCUCCUGGAUUUCCACUGACGCUGAUGUCGCAGGAUUGCAGCCUACAAGGAGGGGUUGGGAAAUGUUUUUCCACCCGUAAUGCAGAAUAUCCCACUGGCAGGAGAGAAGGGGGGCUUGGGAGUGAAAUGGAUAUUUAUGAAAUAGUCAUGUCUGUUAGAAUAAAUGUGGAGCAGCGCAGGAAACAACUGAAAGGCUGUGAAUCGUUGUAGGAUUGGGAUUGUCCUGAAUUAUUUGGCUCUGUUUUAUUGCAAGUCCUGCAGUGGCUGUUUGAGUACCUGGGUAUGUGUGUUCCACCUCUGAGAUGUUACCUCUGCUGUGUUGUAUAUCCUUGCUAGUAUUAUCCUUCAUUUUUUGUGUA